CAAGUCGGCAUUGCCCUUGCGAAUGUAGUUGUGGGCGCACACAAACUGUAGCGUUCUACUAUACAUGCCGGUGUCUGAAAAUUAUUGACGCGUUUAUUUUGCUUCGGGAGCGGUUUUGCUAGGUUUUACGAAGCGGCAUGGUACUGGCCAUCAAUUUUGUUGGUGAAUCGUCGUCUUCGCUCUGCGCAACAAGAACCGAACGCACCUUUGCAAGGCGACAGCGCUGGUCCCGAAAAUGUGAUAAGUAUCCUAUGUCGUCAUGGAAGAAGAGCAGCUAGAUUACGAUACGGUUGUCUACCAGUGUGGUGCCUGUGACGAGCAGUUCUCCUCUCUGGAAGAGAUAGAGCAGCACCACAGUGCUGAUGGAGGAAACAUGUGUCCAUUCAUGGUGGCUGCUGCCAUUCAGCCUCAAGCUGAUGGCAACAAGUCUGAAGUUGUGGUUGUCUCCGAAGGUGUAGCUAUCCCUGAGAGUGUGGUUGUCUCAGGAGACAUUAUAGUUCCAGAAGAUGUGGCUCUUUCUGAAGAUGUCGACGAUCCAGAGCCCAUGGUUGUUGAAGCGCACCCUGUGACCGGUCACGGGCAUGCUUGCACAAUAUGUGGGUGCAGCUUCAGUUCAAAGUUCCUCUUGGAAGCGCAUGUGCAGUCACACCGGAACAACGAGCAGAAGGUCUACUCUUGUGAACUGUGCAAGCAGAAGUUCUGCGACUCAAGCGAAUAUGUCACGCACCUUGUGUCCAGCCAUGCCAAGAAGGACCACUGCUGCACCAUCUGCAAUAAGUGGUACACAUCACGCAGCAACCUAAAGACGCACAUGAUGAUCCAUGCUGGGCGUAAGCCCCACCAGUGUGACAUUUGCGGCCGCCAGUUCACUGUGUCGAGCAACCUGAAGGCUCACCGGCGCAUUCAUACAGGUGAGCGCAAAUAUGUCUGCCAAGUGUGCAACAAGGGAUUCAUCACGUCUACCCACCUCAAGACACACAUGGCAGUGCAUACUGGUGAAAAGCCAUACCAGUGUGAGAUAUGUUUUCGCGAGUUUGCUGUCAACAGCAAUAUGCGUGCUCACAUGCUUACACACACAGGUGAGAAGCGACAUGAGUGCCAGAUCUGCGGCAAGCAAUUUGCCACCUCGAGUCAUGUCAAGACUCAUUUGCUGUCCCACACGGGCCAGCGGGAUCACAAGUGCUCAACAUGUGGCAAGUCCUUCACGGUAGCCUCCAACUUGAAGGCGCACAUGAAGAUCCACUUGGGCCAGCGAGACCAUGCGUGCGACCUCUGCAACAAGCGCUUCUACACCAACAGCGAUCUCCGGUCUCACAAGAUGAUCCAUACAGGGGAAAGGCCGUACCAGUGUGAUGUGUGCCUCGAGCGCUUCACGAAGAUGUCCAACCUCAACUCGCAUCGAACUACCCACACAGGUGAGCGGCCCUACCAGUGCGAAGUCUGCCUUAAGCGUUUCCGAAAGGCCGUCAACCUGCGAACGCAUCUGCAGACGCACCAGUCGGACCGCGCUCACCCGUGCACUUUGUGUGAAGAAGCUUUCCCAAACAUCACGAGGCUAAAGGCACAUACAAAGAAAUGCCAUCAGGAGGUCUUUGGCUGUGAGCAGUGCAAUCGCAGGUUUCAGUCACGCUCAGCGCUAGAAGCACACCAGAAGCUCCACUCCGACGCAUACUCCUUCUUCUGCAAUGUGUGUGAGCGGUCGUUUGCCAAAGAGCAGCACUUGUUGAAACACAUGGAAGGGCACGCAACAAAGAAGAACGAGUGUCCCACCUGUAACCUGCGGUGCACUUCAACGAAUCAGCUAGAGAUUCACAUGCGGACGCACACUGGAGAAAGGCCAUACGCCUGCAACGUGUGUCCACGGCGCUUCACAAAGCAGGUCAACCUCAAACGUCACUUGCAGGUUCACACAAAAAUCAAAUUUGAGUGCCAAGUCUGCCUGAAGAACUACAUUUCGGAGAAAACAUUGCAUUCACACUAUCGAAACUCCCACCCAGGCUUUGUUUCCAACCCCGACUUCACGGGUGCCACGAACGAAAUCCAUAUUGUGGUCAAGCAGGAGCCUGGAGUUGAAAAUUCCUCGCAUGAUGGAGACUACAUUGUGGACAAUGAAGGUGAAGUGGAAGGUUUGGAAGAGGAAGAUGAGGAACAGGAAGUCAAAAGUGAAGAUGAGGCUUAAAGGCAGCAAAUGCAGCAUGAACUGAAAGCACAAAUGAAGUUAGUGAAUCAAUGUAACUGCAACAGAGAAGUGGCUUAUACCAAACAACAGGGAGCUCUGUUAAACACAGAGGAGGUGGCUUUAGGAACAAACCAAAGGUUUCCUUGGGACAUCAUUGUGGCAAGUGUUAGGUAGAACAUGUUAAAUAAUAAAAAAAAUUACAACAGCUGCUGAAAAUGCAUAUUAUAACGUUUGUAUAUUACAGCUCGUGGAAUGAACUAUUGAAACACUGUACAGUA
Dermacentor andersoni is the source of this 2457-nucleotide messenger RNA. RefSeq lists its product as uncharacterized. Gene Ontology annotation, molecular function: sequence-specific DNA binding; DNA-binding transcription factor activity, RNA polymerase II-specific. Gene Ontology annotation, cellular component: nucleus. NCBI's taxonomy places the organism in Eukaryota, Metazoa, Arthropoda, Arachnida, Ixodida, Ixodidae. The record is from RefSeq and is a predicted model, not a curated record. Gene Ontology annotation, biological process: regulation of transcription by RNA polymerase II.